AUGCCUUCCGCACCCACAAGGCGGCGUCGUCGUUAUAACGAGUCCACAGCAAUUGUGGAGAUGACCCGAUCUGACUUCGAUCACAUGGAAAAGUCCUAUAGAGAGCAGCGAAUAGAACUUCAGGCCAUGACCCUCCAAUUGAGGAAGAUUGGCCUGACUGCAAAUGAACUGCAGCAAGAUGUUGCAGCUAGAAAGGAGAAUCAAACGAGUCUCCGAAACGAGCUGGUCCGGGAAAAAGCAAAGUCCACCCAGUUACAGGCUGAGAGCAGGACUAUGGCUAUCAACAUAGCCCGACUCAAGAGCGAGAUCAUGAAGCUCAAAAGAACAAAUGCAAUGCACGUCGCUCAUCAGCAACAAAAGAUGAACAAUAUGUCCGUGGGCCUGAUUGAGAUGGUGAUGGCCAAGUACGCCCAGCUCUUGGAAGCGAAUAGAGAGCUGAAGCAACAGAACGAGACCACGGCGGCCGACAAGGUCCGGCUUAAAGAGGAGAACAUCAAGCUUGAAACCGAUAUGGCUCUGCUUAAAGAUGAGAACAUCACGCUUGGAGAAAAGACCAAGAUCAUGGAUCAGCUAAAUGAGAAGAACAUCAAGCUUGUGGAGCAGAACGAGACCAUGGCGGCCGAAAAAGCCCAGAUGCAGCGACUUCAUAGUAAGCAGGGUCAGUAUGUCAAGAGGCUGGAGCAGCAUGUCGCCACCCUGGAACUCAACCAGCACUGCGAGAGAGUUCAUCCUGAGACGUUCCAAGCGAAAAUCGGGAAAUUGACAGAUACCUACCUGUACAAAGCUGGCGGCGCUCGGGAGGGGAAUCCCUACAAGGACUUGAACCAAGUUUACCCCGUGUUCCUGAACGUCUUCACCGAACUCGAGGCGGGCUUAUUCCACUGUCUGAUGGUCUCGGACGAUAACAACUCGGACUCCAUACCCAGUGAGCAAGCCUGUAAUGCCUUGACCAGGGUUUUCAACUCUGAUCCGGCCUUUGCUAAGUGCCUAGGGAGGGAAGCUCAAGACAAGAUGGAGAAAGAGCUCACGAACAUCUUCCGCGACGGGCUCGAGCUCUUUGGACGGGGAGGCAUGUUCUAA
Fonsecaea pedrosoi CBS 271.37 is the source of this 1080-nucleotide messenger RNA. RefSeq lists its product as uncharacterized. Bases 1 to 1080 code for a protein of 359 amino acids. The transcript is spliced from 2 exons. The record is from RefSeq and is a predicted model, not a curated record. NCBI's taxonomy places the organism in Eukaryota, Fungi, Ascomycota, Eurotiomycetes, Chaetothyriales, Herpotrichiellaceae.